Molecule: messenger RNA, 1074 nt
Organism: Moneuplotes crassus
Lineage: Eukaryota; Ciliophora; Spirotrichea; Euplotida; Euplotidae
Source: the annotation of a GenBank genome assembly
AUGAUUUCGUAUGAUGUGGAUAACAGUCAAUUGAUUGAUGAUAUUUGGAAACAGAAAGCAAUAGCUGAUCAGAAAUUUAAACAUAAACAUCAUAAUUUAAGCAUUCAGGAGAGAGAUAGAGGGACUAAAGGCUCAUUUUUGGCUAAUUUUGGGCCUCUCAAAUCGUUUGAAACAAGUGUUUUACGAUCGAAAAAACCUAGUACUGGAUAUGAAGUACACACAAAUUGCUCGGCAAGGAAGAGAAGCAAGAUGAAUAAAAUUCUGAAUGUGACUCAGAUCUCUCAAAAAUUUAAAAAGGGCUUAAACACCUCCUAUAGAAGGCUUGAUCAGAACAAGCAACUCAAUAUCUCACUCAAGGGAUCAAAGAAUUAUAACAAAAAGAGGGUAAAACAGUUUUUGAAAAGCUAUUUUCAGGAAGAUUUUCACUCUCAAAGAUGGAAAUCCCAGAGGCACAGUUGUCGCGGAAUCAGUCUCAAGAAAAGAAUUUCAGAGGCCUAUAACAUAAAUAAAAGACUUAAAGGUCUCUCACGUCGUUCUAUCAAGUUGAAAUAACACUGUCAGGACUAGUUUUGAGCAAGAAAGUCAUGAGAAAGCUCCUAAGAUGUUUAAAACAACUCGGAGGAGCAUUCAGCCCUCUCGGCGUCGUAACAAUAAAGUGUUCAUGAAGAUAGACAAACAGAUGGACAAUGACCUGUACCAUAUCACUAUUAAGAGGAACUUCAGAGGCAAGAAGCUGACCAUUAGUGCUAAGAAUGAUAGGAAUACAACGAAAAGAGCAGACUUCAAGAUAAAUUUACCAAGGAAGGCAGCCAAAGAGAUGCUCAAGUCUAAGUUUGACGGCAGUUUUGCUAAUCUUACUGAUAAUUUAUGCAUUAAGAACCGAAGACUACUUUUAAUCAAUCCUAAAGCUAAUUUGGAGAAUCUUGAGAACUAAAUGCAACUGUCUAAUAUGAAUCCGAUGAUGAAUGAAAACUCAGAUUACUCUUUGGAGCCUAUUAAUGAAGGGAAUUCUGCGAAUGUGUUACUUACAGAGACCCAGAACUCAUCCAGAAUCUCUCCAUCCAAAACUGCUCA